UUAUGUGCAGACGUGAGAGUCACUUAUUAGCAAACGGUCAACCGUUGCGUCAUGUACGUAACUCAUUGACAAAAGGCAGAUAAUAAGCACACCGUGACCGCCAUUUUCAGUGUAGGCAUCGCAAGUACAUAGCAUCCAUACGCUACAAUGCAUCGUGCGGGAAGGCAGCAAAUUGAAUCGGGAAAUUGUCAAUUUGUGUGAUAUUGAAACACCGUCUGGCGGUACGCAAGGUCUCGUUGUUUGAGGUUGACCGGUGCAGGAGUUCAAAAGGGCACAGCGUAGGAAAUUAACAGGCUAGGAGUGCAGGACUCCCGGACUCCCGAUAGUCGAGCUCACAAACAACGGCGUCACGGUCCUGAGCAACACAGAUUGUUGCACGCCGUGUCAACUAGAGCUCCAGAACUUUGGUGGGAGCCGGCCGUUACCUUUGCUCUGCCUUCACAACAGGUUCCCUGAAAAGAAGAAGCCUCAACUAGCACAGGUAAUGGAAGCACUUCCAGUGGAUGAUGAGACCGACGGUAAGGGAACGGAACCUACAGACGAGGGGACAGAUAAUGAUGGGAACGGGGGAGAGGAUGCAGGGGGGAGAGGCAACUGGUCUGGCAAGCUGGACUUCCUUCUGUCCUGCGUCAGCUACGCCGUGGGGCUUGGCAAUAUCUGGAGAUUCCCGAUCUUGUGUUUCGAAAAUGGAGGAGGUGCCUUUCUGCUGCCUUACGUCAUCAUGAUGCUCGUGGUCGGGAUGCCAGUCUUUUUCCUUGAAAUGGCAAUGGGGCAGUUCUCCAGCCUCGGUUGCCUCAAUGUGUGGAAGUGCACCCCGAUUGCAAAAGGUCUGGGAUACGGUAUGCUGAUGAUAGCCGCCUGUAUUGCCACCUACUACAACGUCAUCAUCGCCUACACCCUAUUCUAUCUCUUUGCCUCCUUCACGAAGGAGCUGCCCUGGAAGACAUGCGACAACAGUUGGAACACGCCGAACUGUAGGGUCAGCAAGGCCUGCAAAGACUGUGACACCUAUACAGGCAACGACACCUAUCUCAAUAGCACCUACUUCAACGGAACCUUCGAUGACGACACCUUUGGCCUAUACGACGUGUACGACGACGACUUUGACAAUUCGUCCGAGAGGAACGUUUCUACGACCCGGCCGAGCGAGGAGUACUUUAAUUUGCGCAUGCUUGAUGUGUCAGACGGCAUCCAUGAAUUGGGUGAAAUCAAGUGGGAACUAACCCUGUGCCUACUUCUAGCAUGGAUCCUAGUUUUCCUGAGUUUAGCCAAAGGGAUACAGUCAUCUGGAAAGGUAGUGUACGUGACUUCUACUUUCCCAUACUUGGUUCUCAUUUCCUUGUUCAUUCGUGGCAUAACGCUGGAUGGCGCUAUUGAUGGUGUUAUUUUCUACAUGAACCCGAAUCCAACUAAACUGUUGCUUCCAAAGGUGUGGCAAGACGCGGCAGUACAGGUGUUUUUCUCACUUGGAUGUUCUUUCGGCACACUGCACACUCUGUCCAGUUAUAACAAGUUCCACCAUAACACCCUCAAAGAUGCCGUGAUAGUAUCGUGGCUGGACUGUCUCACGAGCAUCUUCGGCGGGUUCGUCGUGUUCUCCGUCUUGGGUUUCAUGGCACAGGACGCUGGCACUACGGUAGACAAAGUCGUCGACUCGGGUCCGGGUCUUGCCUUCAUCGCCUACCCCGAGGCUAUCGCCCGAAUGCCGCUGGCUCCUCUGUGGUCAGUUCUCUUCUUCGUCAUGAUCUUUAUGCUAGGGAUUGGAAGUGAGUUCACGCUAUUCGAAGCGGUCCUCACUGGUCUGGUGGACGACUUGGAGAAAAACAUCAAGAAUUUCCGGAAGUACAAGACGCUGCUGACCUUAGGCCUUUGCAUCAUCUGUUUCCUUCUUGGACUUCCAAUGGUUACCCAGGGUGGCGUUUACAUCGUAACGCUGUUGAAUACUUUCGUCGCGAAUGUUAAUUUGCUGAUUGUGUCAACCACGGAGAUAAUAGUCGUUGCGCACUGCUACGGAAUCAACCGAUUUUUAGUCGAUAUGAAAGCCAUGCUGGGCUUCAAACUCAACAUUUACUGGAAGAUUUCAUGGUGGAUCGUAUCUCCAAUUGCUUUGCUGUGUGUGACAAUCGCCUCGAUUGUUUUAAACACGCCUCUGAAAUAUGGCGAUGGUACACCAUACCCCGACUGGGCGCAGGCCAUUGGCUGGCUUAUUGCAAUGUCGACACUGGUACCCGCACUGGUUUACCCGAUGUAUUACAUAUACGGACUUCAGGGAACUAUACUCGAGCGGAUACGACUGUCGGUAAAGCCAACGCCAGACUGGGGGCCCGCUCUCGACAAAGACCGGGUGGUGGCUGGGUACGCACCCCUAUCUGGUACCGAUCCACAGGAAUACGAACGGAUGGUCGAACAGGCAAACGACGCAAAGGACAAAGAGACCAACAUUUGAGGGCGAUUUUAGUUGCAGCGCCUGUUUGACAGUAAACGUCCCCUUUACAAUGCCACGGUAUUAAUGCACAAGUUAAUGUACAAAAUAAUGCACUUUCAAAUUCGAAGGCUUUUAUGGUAUGAACAACCUUUCGUUCUUAAACUCAUAUCUUAUAGUAGAAUUUAGUUUUUGAUUAGUUGUUUGCCCUGUUUCGAUAAGAGAGUAUAUAGUGUGGGCCAACAAGCCGAAAAGUUGCGUGAUGGAUAUAAUGUCUGCUUCUUAUAGAAAAUUGCAUUGAUUUCAGCUAAAAAUGUGAAAGGUGCAAUUUUAACAUACAGUUAAUUAUUUCAGUAUAUAGGCUCAUCAUGCUAUUGCAGACAAUUGCAAUAAUAAGAAGGAAAUACUUUCAGGGUUCAAAAUUCUGCAAGCAAGCAGGUUAUUUUCUUUUAUAUUCUUCACUGUUUUGAAGUCUCAAGUUUAACAUAUAUAAGUUUCCGUUUCCAUUUCUUUUUCUGUUCUUCCUUUUUUUUAAUCAGGGUCCUUGUCAGUUAAAAGCCCAUCCUGAUUCCAUGCAAUGAAUUAUUUGUAUAUUUAAAAGACUUUCAAUUUCAUGUUUGAUUUUGCUUUAAGUUGUUUUGUUGGAGGGUAUAUGUUUUACAAUGGAUUCAAAUCUAUUUUUUUGCAAGCGGAUUUGAAGUUGCGGAUCAACGCCACGAGUAUGGGCUGUUUCGGCUAUAAUACUCCAAUUAAGAAGUGGGAAGCUAUGUGUACAUUUGAGCAUUAUUUUAUACCAAUUAAAAGUUCCUUAAUUCAAAUAUUUAUCUUUAAUCAAAUUAAACUCUCCAGAUUGCAGAUCAUGAAGGC
Molecule: messenger RNA, 3289 nt
Organism: Patiria miniata (bat star)
Lineage: Eukaryota; Metazoa; Echinodermata; Asteroidea; Valvatida; Asterinidae
Product: sodium- and chloride-dependent glycine transporter 1-like
Exons: 15
Coding region: 485-2446 (653 amino acids)
Biological process (GO): sodium ion transmembrane transport
Cellular component (GO): membrane
Source: RefSeq, a predicted model, not a curated record